AUGAACAAAGGAACAAUGAAUAAUGAGCAGAAUGAUAAAAAAAUGCUCGAUAAUAACGAGACUGAAGAUACUCCAUCUGAGACGUCAGACAAAAAUUUAAAAACAGGGCCUGGAGUAUCUGAAAGCCCAACAAUGUCGACAACUACUUCUUCAAUUACAACGCAGUCAACAAUUACUGCAAGUCAGAUGAGUACACCAAUGACUCAGUCAAUUGCUGCUUUUAAGACGAGUACACCAACAACUCUGUCAAGCACCAUUGGAAACCCACCGAUUUCCACAACAACUCAAUCGAGUAGCAGCAGUGGUAGUACCCCUACCACUGAACAGACUGUACAACCAGAACUACUACAGUUCCUGUGUAAACAGCGCGAAAACAUCGAGCUUCAAAACAAAGGUUUUGAGGCAAUGAAAACCUUGAGCCUAAUUAAUAAGACAUCUGAAAAUUUAUUGACGGCAGAACGGCUUCGAAUGCAAGGUACUCGAGGUAAUUUACUUAACUCGACCACUUUUCUAGACGAAAGUUCAACUCAUAUGGGUGUUGAAAUAGAAGCUCAAUCCAGCCCGCAAGAUAUUAACAUAGAAGUAACUAAGGCUCUUAAUGCUUCGAUUACUGCUUUAAAAAGUACACUAGAAUCAAGCAAAAAAUCUCAAAAUUAUCAGGUACCAAGAAAAUAUACUCUUAAUUCAGAUAGUGACAUCAACAUUUGGUUGGAUAAACUUAAAUCUGAAUUAUCAUCAAAAGAUCUAUUAGAUGUUAUUGACCCAACGGUCAUUGGUCCUGAUAAUUUAGACGUACAAACAAUUACAAAAAAAAAGCAAGCAGUAAGAGAAAUCAUUACUAGCCAUUUAGAUGAUAAAUACUAUAAGAGGGUUCUCACUAUAACAGACCCUAUUAUGGUAAUAACAAGUCUAAAAGAAGCUAAGAGGGUCGAAAAGAAUGUCACUCACACUUCUGUUAGAACGAAGCUGUACGGCAUGAGAUUGAAACCAAAGGAGAGUAUUGAUGAAUUCUGGAAUAAAUUCGACAACACCAUCGUUGGAUAUGAGAGCUGUGAUAACGCAGUACCUCUGACAGAUGAAGAGAAACGGUCAGCUUUUACCAAGCUGUCAGUAAAGUAAUUCCAGAAGCUCGAACUGCUGAUUUAUUGCAUCGGCAAUUUAAAGGCAGAUCAAUGACUCUGGUUGAGUUGAGGUCUCAUUUGCUGCAGCUGGAAGCUGAGAAGAAGUCAGAAACUUCUCAAGAACAAGACGCGUGGGCAAACCAAGCAAAACGGUUUAAAUCACACCAUGACAACUGUUAUAGAUGCAAUAAGACGGGUCACUACGUCAAACAGUAUCCUUUAGCAGCAACUAGUGAAUGGUACUGUUAUAUUUGUAAAGUGAUCACUGAUCACAAUACAAAUUCUUGUCCAAAAAAUGAGGACAGUCAAAAUUCAGGCAGGUCUGACUACAGACGUGGUCGUGGUCGUGGUAGAGGUAGAGGUAGAGAUGCUUUUAGAAGAGGUACGUUCUUCAAAGGAGGUUUUGGUGGCAAAUCCAAAGAAUACACCAAAUCCAAGCCGAAGACGUUCAAAAAGCAAGCAGCCCCACCAAAGGAUGGAGAUAAAAAGAAACCACAAGCACGACAAGCAGGUAUGAAUUUUGAAUAUAUAAAUAAUGUAGAUAAUAUUACGUUUAUUGCGGACUCAGGCGCAACUGAGCAUAUAAUUAACAAGAGUUUGAUUUUGAGUAAUUUUAAACAUUGCACAGGCGUGGUAAUUAAAAGUGCAAAUAAAAAUAAGUCAGCUGACAUAGUAAUAGAUGGAGUCGGUGACCUUUACUUAAAAUCAAAUCUUAGCAAAAUAAAAUUAACGAACGUAUUAUCUGCAGAAAAUAUCGCAAAUAACUUAAUUUCUCUUAGACGAUUUGUAGAUGCUGGAUUAGGAAUAUUUUUAGAUGAUAAAAAAUUAGAAAUAUUCGAUAAAGAAACAGGUGAAACAUGUUUAACAAGAAAAUAUGUUAAACCUAACUGGCUUGUUACCUUCGAGGUAAAACAUGCUGAGGAGUUUAAUAGGCCAAAUUACACAACGUACUCUUGUACUGCUGAAAUUAUUUCUCCAAAUGAAUUUUCCGAACAAUCUCAAACGGUACCUGUUGAUUUAAAUUUGCAAAAGAUGGAGGGAGAUUUAGAUGUUUUCUCUCAUAAAUCAACAUCAUCUGAGCUUGGGAGGGAGAGUCAGAAGAAAAGUCUUUUGGAGAAAAAUAGAAGUAAUAUAGAAGCAGAAAUCACAGAUUUUUUAUUAGAGAGUCAUUCCAUCUAA
Cotesia congregata is the source of this 2300-nucleotide messenger RNA. Lineage: Eukaryota; Metazoa; Arthropoda; Insecta; Hymenoptera; Braconidae. The record is from the annotation of a GenBank genome assembly.